Myxocyprinus asiaticus (Chinese sucker) is the source of this 6929-nucleotide messenger RNA. Its product is annotated as transcription factor E3-like. The record is from RefSeq and is a predicted model, not a curated record. The coding region runs from base 1938 to 3380 and encodes 480 amino acids. Gene Ontology annotation, cellular component: nucleus. Gene Ontology annotation, molecular function: DNA-binding transcription factor activity, RNA polymerase II-specific; RNA polymerase II cis-regulatory region sequence-specific DNA binding; protein dimerization activity. Gene Ontology annotation, biological process: regulation of transcription by RNA polymerase II. NCBI's taxonomy places the organism in Eukaryota, Metazoa, Chordata, Actinopteri, Cypriniformes, Catostomidae. The transcript has 11 exons.
AAUGGCACUUUGCAUUUCUUUAUUUAUGAAAAUUGUUUCAUGCACGAAAAUUCAAACGAGAACCAUUCUCAGUCCUUACAGCAAAUCCCAAAGCCAUUUAAACAGACUUCAAAUUCCCCAAAAUUCCUAUGGAAUGUCUGGGUUCUUUGACCCAGAAGAGCCUUUUUACCAGCAGCCUUUUGUUUUUCAGUUUCAGUUCUGAGCCAUGGGUUUCAUGGGAUAUGACUCAGCAAAUCUUCCCACUCAGAUUUUUCCCUUUCCAUUUUUUUCAUAUCCCUGGUUUUGCUCUACUUCCUCUGAAGUUCUUGCUUACAUUGACUGAACACUUGCUGAAUACACACUAUUUUGCUCCUUUUGUACCCAAAAGGAAUGUGUUUUUCAAUUGCUAUCUGCAGAGAAAGACAUGACAACUGCUGUUUCUUUCUAUAGCCCAAUCACCAUACAAAUUUACAUUUUUAUGUUUUGCAUAAAAAGCCCUUGUUGCAUAACAUGUCAAAAUCAAAUUGUUAGUCGUAGUGUUCAGUAUGGCACAGUGCAAGACAUGGAAUAACACAUUAUACGCACAUACACACACACAAUACAAAAUAAAGUACAGUAUGUAAAUGCUUAAGUGCUUAAAGGAAAUAUCUAUGUAACCUUAUCCAUCAUUUUGAGUGAGUUUUAUGCACUUAUGUAAAAGGUCAAAUCUCAGAUUUUUAAUGUUAUAUAACUGUUAUGUUUCUACUCCAAACCAUUGCCGAGAUAUAACCAUUUAAAUGUUGGCCGAGACUUUUCUUUUUACUUUAGCACAUAAAACUCAGAAUAUGUUUCUUGUUCAGUGUGAAUCAAAAUGAAGGAGCAGGCUAUACAUUAGUGCAGACAGCAGAACAAUAAAUACAGGAGAUGAAGUAAAAGUUUUAAAAUGUUAAAUAAGCAUCUAUUUCUCUUUAUUUAGCUAGCCAGAGCUAACAGUGUAAAAAAAUGUUAUUGUUUUAAUUUUUUUAUUAUUAUAAUUUUUUUUUAUAAAUGUCUUUAAACACAUUGAUAUUUGUACUAACUAGCUUUUAUUGGAUUGAUGGAGUGGCUCUCUCUGGCGGUCACUACCAAUAUUGUAAUUUUCCAUCUCGCUAUUUUUAGGUGACUUUUUGGGGCAGUCCGCAGCUAAAACGAUUGGGAAGUGUCUAUUAUCCGAGCUUGGGGAUGAGUUUCUCACAAGAAAUGUGGAGGGAUUUUUUUUUUUUUUAGUUUCGUUGCCUAAAACGCUCUCUUUUAUGGUAACGUAUAUAACCUACUACUGUGAAGGCUUGGCUCAUGUAUAUUAAUUACGUAGGGCCAGAAAGUCUGACCGAUUGGCUGAGAGGCAGACGUGGGCAAGUGGGCGCUAGCUAGCGAACAGUUCUGUGGCGUAGGCUUGGCUCAUGAAUAUUAAUCAGGCCUCUUGAUUGGACGUUCUGUGGAAGGUUACCAAGCAACGUCGGCAUGAGCUCUUUAAUACACAUGAGCUUAGCCUUGGUCGUAGUAGAAUUGGCAGUUUCACAGGAGGAUAGAGGAGCUUCACAUGCCCGGAGUGGCACAAACAUGGCUACCGAGUGUAACUAAAGCACAGGCAAAACGGCGAAGUUGUGCCCUUAAAUCUCACCGUUAGACCGUCUAUAUCAAUGUGACAGCGUCGUAUCAGUGCAAAAUUGAGAUACAGAUUAUGACUAGAUGAGGUUUACAAACCGGAUUUACCGGAAUGGGAUCGUUUGAUAACGUUUGAUCUGAUUACAUCGCUUGGAUUAUUCCCACUAACCAGUAGUGUUGAACCCCUGCUGCCUGAGUCUGGGAUUGUAGCUGAUAUUGAGGUGGACGGCAUUUUCUCCACCGAUUCUGACAUUUUCUACGAGAUAAAGAGUCAGCCCAUUACAUCAAGUGGCUCUCUGACCUCUGCUGACCCCGUGACCCCAGCUGGCUCUGUGAUGACGUCACGUGUGUUGAUGAGACAGGAGCUGAUGCGACAGCAGGCUCAGGACCAGGAGAGGCGGGAGGCCCAGAAACAGGCCUCCAGUGCUCAGCUGCGGGCCUCUGAUGCCACCCCUGCCAUCUCUGUCGCCUCCACACUGCCUGCCACCCCCGCCCAGGUGCCCGUGGAAGUGCUGAAGGUUCAAACUCACUUGGAAAAUCCGACAAAGUACCACAUCCAACAGGCUCAGAGACAGCAAGUGAAGCAAUACCUCUCUCACACCCUGGGAAAUAAAUUAGCCAAUCAGACCCCGGUGACAUCACCCUCACCCAAACCUGGCUCCGCCCCAGAGUUGGCACCUGCUGCCAGCAGCACUCCCUGCAGCCCACUGGCUGUGCUCAGCUUGGGAUCAAACAAAGAAGAGAUUGAGGACGUCAUCGAUGACAUCAUCAGCCUGGAGUCAAGUUUAAAUGAUGAAUUUAUGACUUUGAUCGACUCGGGUUUGCAGCUUCCCAACACGCUGCCAGUUUCAGGGAACCUCCUGGAUGUGUACAGCAGUCAGGGGAUGGCGACACCCACCAUCACUGUCAGCAACUCCUGCCCUGCAGACCUGCAUGACAUCAAGAGAGAGCUGACAGAUCUUCAUUCUGCAAGUUUCCGAUGUGGAAGUGGCUCACCAAAUGCUUAUCAAGAGCCGUCCGUCUUUACACUGCAAAGCUCGGCACAGAAGCCGCAUCAGCAGCUGCAUAAAUACGCCGAGGCAAAAGCUCUUAUGAAGGAGAGGCAGAAAAAAGACAACCACAACAUCAUUGAGAGAAGACGACGGUUCAACAUUAAUGACCGCAUUAAGGAACUGGGAGCGCUUAUUCCAAAAUCCUCUGACCCGGAGAUGCGCUGGAAUAAGGGGACCAUCCUGAAGGCGUCAGUCGACUACAUCCGCAAGCUGAAGAAGGAGCAGCAGAGAGCCAAAGAGAUGGAGAUGAGACAGAAGAAGCUCGAACAUGCCAACCGCAGUCUGCUCCUGCGCAUUCAGGAGCUGGAGAUGCAGGCUCGUGUCCACGGCAUCUCUUCAUCCCAGAAUUCUGACUCCACACUAUCCCAGCAGCAGACAUUAACUCUGGAUUCCCACCCCAGCAAUGAUCCCCUCUCCAAAACCCUUUUGUCGCUCAAUGGGGUGGGGCUCAACCAGAUCACACCCUCUUCUUUCUUGUCUCCGCCUUCUUCCACCUCCUCUGUGGGCGGGGCAGUUACAAGCCCCCUGGACCUCGGGACUCUCAGCUUUGGCGAGUUAGACGACCCUGCCUCCUCCGUAUUUAACCCUGCCCUGAUGGCAGAUAUAGGAUUGGGGGACAUCCUAAUGGACGACGGUGGCAUCGAUCCCCUGCUUUCCUCUGUGUCCCCGGGAGCUUCCAAAACAAGCAGUCGUAGAAGCAGCUUCAGCAUGGAGGAAGAUGUGUGACACCCUGAUGUCAGACAAUAGUUUGGCGUGGUCCACAAUGACUAUCGUUUAAGUUGGUAGAGCAGCGCUGCAACCCAGCGUCUACGUUCCUGCUUGCGUUCUCCAUUGACGGCCAGUAGAGGGCAGUGUAAUCCCAAGAUCAUUCAUUUAUCGUUGUACUGUUGAAGUCUUGUAGGAACAGUGGUAAGUUAUAUACGAGAGGGGACUCAAAAAUACAAAGACUUUGGGAGCAGACGCUGAUAUUUAAAGCCUUGUUUAUUAUCUGGACCUCUGAUUAAUAGCAGAAUAUAUUUGUACAUAGAGUAGAUUUAGUGCAUCUAAAACAUCUAUUUUGUGUUUGUAUUAUGCAGAUGAAUGAAAAGUAGCAAGCAGUAUAAUAAUAACUUCUAGACAAAAAGCCACCUUAAUUUAUAAGACAUGUCGGGACAAAAACAUGCCUGAAAAGGUAAAUAUCUGAUUAAUUUUAGAUUAAAUUGUCACCUUUAUAUGCCAUAAACAGUAGGGUCCAAAAGUCUGCAACCACAUUGAAAAUGUAGAAUCAUUUGAACCUGGAGAAAAAAAAAUUAAAGGAGAUUUAGGAAAAGUUUAAUAAAAUGAAGAAGAAAUAUUUAGGUAUUUAAGAUUUCUAGGUCACUUAUCAAAUGUAAGCAAAUUUGAGCAUGUUAACUUCCUUGUUUAGACGGUCAAAUUUCACACAAGAUGCUCUGCGGAACUUUCUUAAAUCAUGCUGGAUUACAUGAUCAUCAGCUUUUGAUGCCAGCUCGAGUGCACGCUAUUCUUUAAGCAAAAGUGGGACAUAGCAAAUAGAAAGAAAUUCUGAAAAUCAUACACAUUUUUUAAUUGAACUUUUCACUCAGAUUGUUAUGCUGAUAAUAUAAUUUGUAUACAAAUUUAAAAUGAAAAAUGUUUAUGAGAUAAAUGCAUAAUAGGAGAAUUUUAUCUUGUGGUCUCAGACUUUUGAACUUGUCAUGUUAACUUUGAGGUAGCUCAUCAAAUAUCAAAGGGACAGUAGUGUUUUUGUUUCCUUUUUUGAAUGUGUGCGAGAAUGUGUAUCUGCAUGCUUGCACGUCUGCACAUUUGAUCAAGGUGGCAGUAAACCUGUUUUUAAACGUGCUUGUAUGUGUCCUCAGGAAAAACCAACUGACAGAAAAAACUCUGCGUUCAUUUCAAGUUGGGAUCUUUUUUUUUUUCUUUCAGAGAUUUUGAAGGCUUUGAAAGAUGUAAAGCUUAACAGAAUGAAUAAAUGCUUGAGAUAUUUUAGAAAAAGGCCCAAAUGUCCCAGAGCUGGUACAUUCAAUACCUACACAUUUAAAGAUGUAUUAAAUAGGUGUUUAUCUAUUCUGAACAAAACUGGAUCUUGGCCAGCAAGGAUAUUUCUUAGGCCAACUUUGAUUUUAACUUAAUGAUUUUUAUUUGAUCAAAUUGAGACCCCAACAAUUCAAAAUUUCUAAUUUUGGAUCACUAAUUAUUAUAAUGUGCUGAUGUUAGAUUGUCUAUGCAAGUACUUUCAUGGCGAAGCACCAAAGGUUUACGUGAUCAGAUGACAGUCGAGUUUCAUUUGACAUUCAAAGAACCUCUGAUGCCACAAAAAUGUUCCUGUUCUCUGCCAGACAGGAACAAAUCAUAUUAAAUAGAUAGUUCACCCAAAAAUGAAAAUUCUCUCAUCAUUUACUCACCCAGAUGUGUAUGACUUUCUUUUUACUGCAGAACACAAAGAACUCCAGAACUUCCAGAACUCUGAAGCUCCUAAAAGAACAUAAAGGCAGCAUAAAAGUAAUCCAUACUCCAGUGGUUACAUCCAUGUCUUCUGAAGUGAUAUGAUAGGUGCGGGUAAGAAACAGUUCCAGUCCUAUCAUAUUGCUUCUGAAGAUAUGGAUUUAACCGCUGGAGUCGUAUGGAUUACUUUUAUGCUGCCUUUAUGUGCUUUUUUGAGCUUUAAAGUUCUGGACCCUGUUGACUUGCAUUGUAUGGACCAACAGAGCUGAAAUAUUCCUCUAAAAAUCUUUGUGUUCUGCAGAAGAAAGUAAGUCACACACAUCUGGGAUGUCAUGUGGGUGAGUAAAUGAUGAGAGAGUUUUCAUUUUUGGGUGAACUAUUCCUUUAAUGAAUCGUUGAACUGUCAUUUUGAGUUUGAAAUGCAUUACUGCAAUGCAUUUGGCUGAAUUAUGGUUGUUACACAUGUUCAUUGUCAUUAAUGGUUAUUUCAAGUUUUAUAGACCCAGUUUUUGAGCCAAAAGCCACAUUGAAAGGAAAUCAGACGAAAACGCUUCCUUUUAAUGAAACCGUAGAAUGAGGUGUAAUCUAAGUUUACUUUUGCGAAAGUACUUGUGUAUAACAACGCUGGAAACAUACUGUAUAAAACUGUUUUUUAUAUGACUGUAGACUGAUUUUCAGAUUUUGGCGCUAUAAUUUUUUUUCCCAGUGGAGAAAAGAUAAAAACUAAAAGGUGCAGGAAUAUUUUCGACUUAUCUAUACCAUGUGGUGAUGUAUCUGGGUAAACAUGUAUAUAAUAAUAAUAUAUAUUGAAUAUAUGACGUGCUUGUGUAGCACAACAACUAACAAACAUUCUGAAGAUAUUUUUAUUUUACUCUUUAACUGUGCUAUUAUCGUGAAUCAAGUUAUAAAACUUGUGUUUAAGGUUACACAAAAUAUAUUUUUUAAUGUUUUCAAAGAUAUUAGUGUCUAACAUGAUGGAUAGUUUUAGUACCUUGCUGGCAAAAAGGGGAAAAAAAAAUACUUUUCUAGUAAACAUUACUUAAUUAAAAUGCCUUUUAGAAAAAUCACAGAACACAUGAUUAUCGUGUCGUAAAAUGACAGUAAAUAAAUCAAUUACUUAAGAUCUAUGCAAUGUCAAUCCCUUGUGCUUGUGUUUGUGUGAUCCCUGUAUUGUUGCAUUCAGUUUUAGCGUGGUAUAAUGCAGAAUUGCAUGUCCACAGCUGGUGUGCAGCUGCUUUGUCAAUGCAGAAUCACAGCUGAAGAUGCUCAGAGCUGCCGAAACUUAAAUUCAGUCCCAAACCGCAGGGAAUCGCUGUUUUCUUGGCUCUCUUCCAGCUAAAUUAUUACUUUGAAUAUAUUCCUUUGUAGCCUCUUUUUUUUUUUUUUUUUUUGACACCCAGCAUUGGGAUCUGAGCCUUUGUGUGUUUUGGACAUUGUUGUACAGUUUCUGCUUGUUCAAAUGUCCUAAAAUUUGCCAUCAGUUAUGUGGUAUGUCAAGAGCGUCAUCUGAAAAAUUAUGUCAAAACUUUUGAAAUUCACUGUAUUGCAAACGAAUAGAUAAAAAAUAGGCAGUGUUUACAUUCAUGUCAUGAAUAUGUACUUGAUAAUAUCUUGUAGAUGUCCAGUCAGACUUGAGCAAAGGGAAUGUGUUUUGUUGUAUGUUGUUCUCUAUUUCAAUGUAUCCACACUGUGGAUGUUUAUUCCUGUAUUUUCCUAACAACAUUGAAAUAAGCAACAGUUAUGCAGAAUUCUUUUUGUACUCUUCGAUUUUAGUUUUGCUUUUGUUUUUUACUUUUAGGAAAAAAGUAUGAAUAAAGUUUUAAAACAGCUGUA